GGAUUAGCUGCGGAUGGGCCCAAUGCCUCCAGUCCCUCUCCCUUCCCUCCGGAUCAGAAGCGGGGCUUAGACAGCGGGGGACUGAAGGGGGGAGAGAAAGGGAGGGAAGGGAAAGGAGUGGAAAGGGAGGGAAGGGAAAGGGAGGGCACCGUCCUCCCCCCCCCUCCUCCUCCUCCCUGCGCUGCUGCAUCCUCCCUCCUCCUCUCCCUCCUCCUCCUCCUCCUCCCUCCUUCCCUGCCUUCUCCCGGCCGAGGGCAGCGCCAUGGCCGAGGUGCCCACCGUGGUCCGCAUCAAGGUAGCCCUCAAGAUCCAGCCCAACGACGGGCCCGUCUACUUCAAGGUGGACGGCCAGCGCUUCGGGCAGAACCGGACCAUCAAGCUGCUGACGGGGGCCAAGUACAAGGUCGAGGUGGCCAUCAAGCCCGGCACCGUCCAGGCCACGACCAUGGGUAUAGGAGGAGUAACUAUCCCCCUGGAACAGACGUCAAAAGAAGCCCAGCUUGUUACUUACACCGGCAUCUAUGACACAGAAGGCGUGACUCACACCAAAAGUGGAGAGAGGCAGCCUAUACAAGUCAACAUCCAGGUCACUGACAUUGGGGCUUUUGAAACAGUCUGGCAAGUUAAAUUCUACGACUACCACAAGCGAGACCAUUGCCAAUGGGGGAACAGCUUUGGCUGCAUUGAGUAUGAAUGCAAACCCAAUGAGACCCGCAGCCUCAUGUGGAUAAACAAAGAAACCUUCUUCUGAAGCAAAAUGGAACAGCUGUGGUGGGACAAUCUCUGGAUAAAAGAACCUAUCUUCAAGCCAGUGUAAAGCCUUAACAGAGGCAGUCUUGCACAGAUGCUUUUGUUGAACAAAUGAAACUACAAUCCAAAGCACACUUACUUGAGAUAAAGCUCCUUAAGACAUGCUAGGGACUUUUUCCAAGUAAAUAUGCUUAAGAUGAUAUGUGGGUAUAUGUAUAUAUGUGUGUAUUAAAAUUGGGGUAUUUCUGGAAUUUGAUAUUUAUUUACUCCACCCUACAAAUCUGAACUCUACUGCACCUUCAAGCUAGUGAGCCUACCAGAUCCCAAAACUGCACUUUCCAUUGAGGAUUAGAAAUUUCCCACUAUGCAGUCAUCUUUGAGAUGGAGUGCUUUUUGCAAUAUGCCCUGAUUCUUUGUUUUUAAUAUCCAGCUGCGACCUGGUGCCGCCAGCUUCUGUAUUUUUGUUGGUGUUAAAUCUCUGCACACCUUGUGAGUUUGGUGCAGUGUGACUUAGCUCCUAUUGUGCCAUACGCUUUAACAAACCUUACUUCCCGUCAUCCUUCUUUUAAUAUCUCUAUAUAGUAUGGUAUGUAGUAACAGUGCAAAUUCUGGCAAGAAAUAGCAACAGCCCUGCUGAAGUUCAGUUUGCUUCUUGCAAUGGGAAGAGGACUGUUGAAUGUUGUACACUGUUUUGACUUUCCUAUCAUGUGAGGUUUGUUGAUGGUCUCCCAAUCCCCAAAUCAGUCCCUGAAGCCAAUGACAGUGGUGAAUUUUUCAGCAAAUGUGUAGUGAGAGUGGUGAAGCAAUACAAUCUGUGGUUGUAAGUUAUUAAUGAAAAUUGCUGCUAUCUGGAUAUGCAGUAAUUAAGUAUAAUGUAUGCACAUCAAGCCCAUUGAGUUCCCAGAUUACCUGUUCCAGUGGUGUUUGUAUAUGUAAAUCAGAAUAAACGCGGUUACUAGCAGCUUUAGAGCUGCGACAACUCUGUGACACUGAUUGGUAGCCUUUCAGAUCAAACAUGGGGAUUCCUUCUGGGUUAAAAAAAAAAAAAGGAAAGUGAUUUUCCAUAAGCUUGCACAGGAAUCUGAACUCUGGUGCUAUUGUCUUAUGUAAACCUGUUUACAGUUCUGGCAAAUGAGAAGCACGUUCUGGAUCUCUAAAAAAUCAAAUAGGUGGAAAGUUGCUUCUUUCCUGCUUUACUGCAGUGGUUCUUGGCCCCCCUUUUAAAUACUUCUGUGUCUUCAGACCCUCAAGACUGAACUCAAGAUUAAGUUCACACCAAAUAAUUAUUUCAAUUUUCUUAUGAAUAUCCCUCAAAUUUAGAGAGGGUAUAUAAAUUAAUCUGUUACUGCAUAUGCUCCUAUUAUAAUAAUUUGAUUAUAACAAUUUCAGACAAAUUUAAAAUAAUGGUAUCGACACUAAUAAUAGUGAAUCAUUUAAUAAUUUAAUCCUUCACAGACCCCUUGUGAAAACAUUGUGGAGCCCAGGUUGAGAACCACUGCUCUACUGAAUUAAGAUGAUUAUGUGUUUGCAUUAAUUUGCAUAUCAACUUGUGUCCUUCAUGUGCACAGUCAAUAAACUAUUAUAAUUCUUGACCUUUGUAAUAAAGGAGUGGACAGCCAGUGUUUGCUUUAA
Messenger RNA from Anolis carolinensis (green anole), 2382 nucleotides. RefSeq names its product cannabinoid receptor interacting protein 1 (gene cnrip1). The coding region runs from base 263 to 751 and encodes 162 amino acids. Lineage: Eukaryota; Metazoa; Chordata; Lepidosauria; Squamata; Anolidae. Gene Ontology annotation, biological process: negative regulation of signaling receptor activity. The transcript has 3 exons. Gene Ontology annotation, molecular function: type 1 cannabinoid receptor binding. Gene Ontology annotation, cellular component: plasma membrane. The record is from RefSeq and is a predicted model, not a curated record.